This is a messenger RNA of Grammomys surdaster, 2793 nucleotides long. It is a transcript of the gene Sell, whose product is annotated as selectin L. The transcript is spliced from 9 exons. Lineage: Eukaryota; Metazoa; Chordata; Mammalia; Rodentia; Muridae. Gene Ontology annotation, molecular function: sialic acid binding; oligosaccharide binding. The coding region runs from base 120 to 1235 and encodes 371 amino acids. Gene Ontology annotation, biological process: response to cytokine; heterophilic cell-cell adhesion; leukocyte migration. Gene Ontology annotation, cellular component: external side of plasma membrane; membrane. The record is from RefSeq and is a predicted model, not a curated record.
UUGGUGACACUUGGCACAGUCUUCCUGAGCGCAGCACGCCCUCCUUGUGCAAGAACACAGAGCCCCAGGUGCAGGAGGCAGAGGCCUGCAGCAAGACUUGCAGAGAGACACAGCAAGCCAUGGUGUUUCCAUGGAAAUGGAGUACUCAGCGGGGCUCAUGGAGCAUCCUCAAGCUGUGGGUCUGGACCCUGCUCUGCUGUGAUUUCCUGACACACCAUGGAACUCACUGUUGGACUUACCAUUAUUCUAAAAAAUCCAUGAACUGGGAAAAUGCUAGAAGGUUCUGCAAGCAAAACUACACAGAUUUAGUUGCCAUACAAAACAAGAAAGAAAUUGAGUAUUUGGAAGAGACGUUACCCAAAAACCCUACUUACUACUGGAUAGGAAUCAGGAAAAUUGGAAAAAUGUGGACAUGGGUGGGAACUAACAAAACUCUCACUAAAGAAGCGGAGAACUGGGGGGCUGGGGAGCCCAACAACAAGAAGUCCAAGGAGGACUGUGUGGAGAUCUAUAUCAAAAGGGAACGAGACUCUGGCAAAUGGAAUGAUGAUGCCUGCCACAAACCAAAGGCAGCUCUCUGCUACACAGCCUCUUGCCAACCAGGGUCUUGCAAUGGCCAUGGAGAAUGUGUGGAAACUAUCAACAAUCACACGUGCAUCUGUGAAGCAGGGUAUUAUGGGCCCCAGUGUCAGUAUGUGGUCCAAUGUGAGCCUUUGAAGGCUCCUGAGAUGGGUACCAUGGACUGCAUUCACCCCUUGGAAGACUUCAGCUUCCAAUCGCAGUGCACUUUCGACUGUUCCGAGGGAAGAAUACUACUUGGGAUUGCAGAAACACAGUGUGGUGUAUCUGGAAACUGGUCAUCUGUAGAGCCUAUCUGUCAAGUGAUUCAGUGCACACCUCUAGCAGCACCUGAUCUGGGCACUAUGGAAUGCAGUCAUCCCCUGGCCAACUUCAGUUUUACUUCUGCUUGUACCUUCACCUGCUCAGAAGAAACUGACUUAAUUGGUGAGAGAAAAACUGUCUGCGGAUCAUCUGGCAUCUGGUCUAGUCCUAGUCCAGUAUGUCAAAAGACAAACAGAAGUUUCUCAGAGAUCAAGAAAGGCGACUAUAACCCCCUCUUCAUUCCUGUGGCCGUCAUGGUCACCGCGUUCUCGGGGCUGGCAUUUAUCAUUUGGCUGGCAAGGCGGUUAAAAAAAGGCAAGAAAUCUCAGGAAAGGAUGGAUGAUCCAUACUGAUUCAUCUUUUGUGAAAGGAAAGUCAUGAGGUACUAAAAAAACAAAAUUGGAAGAUAACUUCAACUCCUCCUGAGAAGAUUUUGCACACAGGCAUCUCCCAUGUUAGAGAUGCAGUGUUUGCUCAUGUUUCUGGAAGGAUUUCCACAGGACCAACAACUCCUCCUAACUUCUUCUUGCUCAUUCAUCCCAUUAACCCUACCCCAUAAUUUGUGUCUAUACAGAUCAGCAUUUUGUCAUCUUUUCUGUGGAGGAACAAAUAAGACUAUUAAGCAGAAGAGUUUCCAUAGAAUAUAAAGAUAUCUACUUUUACUCUUUCCUCACUCUUGUUUCCUAUUUCAAUUCAGUACCAAAGUUAAUGCCAAACAUAGUGUAAAAUGUGAUACAUGUGUAAUUGAAAAUUCAGAUUCCUUACACAUAGCAUGUAUCCUAUGACAACAUUGACAAAACUCUUCGCUUUCCACCUCCAAAGAACAAUGCUCUAUUCAAGUUGGAACCAUCCUACUUUGUCUUGUAGGCCCACUCUCCAUGAGUGGCAGCCACUGUAGCCAUUCACAUUAACCCUCCUCAUCUCCUUUUCUUAGGUGGCUAAAUUCCACACACCGCACCCGAUGAUAGCCACCAAACAUCAAAGAAGAGAAAAUCUCCUACGUUGGGUUUUAGUUUUGAGUUUUCCCUUCUCUUUAUUAGAUCUCUCUAGGUUCCUUAAAGCCAGUGUUCUGAUGAUUAUUAAUAGUUAGUGAUAACGCAACCCACUGUCUUGGAGCUGAUAUUAUGAAGACAACUUAAAACAAGCAGAAAGACCCCUGAACUCAUGCUGGAAUGACACCCUUCCCUUUCCCUUACAUCUCCUACUCAGGUACCUAAAUUCUGUUUUAUAGGAGGACAGCCGGCCACAACCCUUGCCACUUCUUUUAUAACUAGCUCCAUAACUCACCCAACCCAUAGGCUAUCUCAUUUUCUGGCUUCACUCUGCAAGAUCUUUAACAUGAUGCAUUUAAAUACAGCCCGAAUUUUUAAAAUGUUAGUCUGUUUGUAUACCAGAAUAUAACAUUAUACCAUUCUUGAGGGGAAAGACUGUGCCAGGUCUCGAGUUCCUAGUUUGUUAACUGACGCUUGGUAAAUUGUCUGGCCACAGUUGGUGAAUGAAGCUGUGUGAGGAGAUUUCUGAGAGCUUGUGAGAAAACACCAAGAAAACUAGACUAGGGUCUUCUAACCUCUCUUCCUCCAUAACAGGGAUUUGUUCUUGAAAUGGGCUUUUGUGCCCCUCCCUGGUGUAACAGAGUGGGUUUACUUCAGAUUAUCCAUCAGUUACCAAUAGUAUUUAGAUGUUUCCAAGCACAGUUUAUCCUCCUGACUGUCUAUGGCUUGAACUAAUGUGACCUUGCUCUCAGCACUGGACAAGCUGAAACUCAUGUGACUUGGCCUAAACUCCUUGCCCUCAAGACUGUAUACAGCUGGAACUCAUGAAUUUUGCUGAUACAACUUUGCCUAAACCCCCAGAAUACCCUCAGAAUAUGAAAGUUCUGGUGCCCUGAAUAAAGAUGGUUAUUGCAUGAGA